AUGACGAUAUGUUGUAUUACAACAAGCAGCGAAGAUGCCAUUUCGACGAGUAUUAUACAAAUUGAGAAUAAAUCCACUCAAGUUAGUUUAUUUUUCGUUUUAUUAAAAAAUUUCUAUGAAGUUCCAUAGUAUGAACCAGACCUGGGAAUUUUUACGUUUACGUUUUUUUCGUUUUACGGUUUUUACGGGAUUUCACCGUAAAAUCCAUUUUACGGUUUUACGGCUCAAAAAAUCGUAAAAUAAUUCGUUUAAAAAAAUCACUAAAUAUAGUGAAUUUUGACAGAAUCAAAUAGAAACUUCAAAAAAAAACACAACAUUUUUCAAAGAAAAUUUUGAUUUAAUCCUAACUGAUUAAUUUUUUGACGAAUAUGAAGAAUAAUAUUGUUAAAAAUGUGUUUGAGUUACGAUAAGUUACCAACUCGUUAUUUCUGAAUAAAUUUUUUCUGUUUUUCAGUGAAAAGAUUGAGUAACAAAAUUUUACGUUUUUCUCGUAAUUUUACGGUUUUUCAAAACCGUAAAAAGUAUGUUUUACGUUUUACGGUGCCUCGUAAAAAAUUCCCAGGUCUGGUAUGAACCAAAAAUUUUGUUCAAAUUAAAAUAUUCAAUAGAACAAUAAUUAGGCCAGGCCACGUUUUGAAAAACAAUCGAACUGCGAAAAUAACCAGAACUACAGUAUUCAAUUUUCUAAAUUCCCAUUUCUCAAAAAGUUCACACGAUCAAUCACCAUUUUAUUGCACUAACUACCUGAAAAUAAUUUGAAUAUAAAAUGUGUAGUAUAAAAAUACAUUUUUUUUGCUAUACUAAAUAUUUGUUUUUCGCUCAAAACUCCCUUCUUCCGCUCUUUUUUUAGUAAAUAAUUAGUGUAUAUUUGGGCAGAAGCAGUAAACAAGAAAAUCGGUGAGUUGUUCAGAUUUAUUCUGUGUGACCUGCAAUGAAAAACCAAAAAGUUCAGAAUAGACUAGGAAGGAAAAGUGCAAGUGUACUUUCGGGUGGUCGCACGUCCAAAGUGCAUACUUCUCUGAAAAGCUUAUGAAUCAUUGAAUUAUAGCUGACGCCGUGCACAUCGAGCCACAAUCUUGUCGAAAUUACAAAAACUCCUGAAAAAUCGGGAGAAAUUGAAGAAUUUUGGAAAUGUUGUUGGAUAACUUGUUCGGAACAAAGAAACAAUGUUGAUGCACUUUAUGAUCAUGUAAUUGAAGAACAUAUUCGACCAAUAUUAGAUGAAAAAAUGAAAGAUGAAGAUGAAAAUGAUGAGAUUAUUGGUUGUGAAUGGGAAGAUUGUGAGAUGGAAAUUGAAAGAGGAACAAUUAGAAAGAAAAUUGAAUGGCUUGAACAACAUUUUCGAACAAGACAUUCAAAAGGUGCAAGAACAUAUAAAUGUGUUAUUGAAGGAUGUGAUGAAAGAGCUUCGACAUCUCGACAAUUAGAAGAACAUGUUCGAGCUUGCCAUUUUGAAUCACCAAGAAAACAAAGACCAAGUAUGUUUUAUCGAGAAAUUGAGUUUAUCUGAAUUUUUAGAGUUUUUUUUUUGAAAAUCUGAGAAAAAUGUUUCAUGAACUCGGUUUUUUCCAUAUACAAUCUUCCACAGAAUCUUAAUCCUACCCCAAAAUUUUCAAAAAUUCGAAAAUUUUAUCGUUUUCCAGAAAAGCUGGCAUAGCUAAAAUAUGUCAAAAGGUGAUUUUUUGAGAAAUAGGUGUUUUCAUUUUCCAUAUAUUCUUUGUCUCAACUUAGAAAAUUGGUGUAAUUUCCUAUUAAAUUGAUGUAUAGAUUGGUUGAAAAAAGUUCAUGAAACAAUUUUUUUCAAGUUUAAGGCUUCCCGAGGGUGAAACGUAAUUUCUUAAUUCAAAAAUUAAUUGUGUAUUUUUCAGUGAGAAGAAGUGAAUCAACAUCCAGCAUCCCUCAAGAGAAAACACAUGCAUUUGUUUUGACUGAUAUGGUUCAUCAUUAUAUUGGUUAGUAAUAAUCGUCAUUCAAAAAUAUCUAAUUUUGUUAAUUUUAAUAUGUUUAGAUCGAAAACGAACUCCUCUUUGGACAGAUGUUGAAUCGAAUAAAAUGAUCGCAAGAAAUGUUCUGCAUUAUUAUGAUGGUUAUAAUGUGAAAUAUGAAAAAGUUGAUAAUUCAAAGUUAGUAGGAGCUGCAAAACGAAAAACUUCUUACGUUAAAAAUUGGAGAACACAUUAUAAAAUAACACCUGUUGAAAAAGAAUUGGACGUGGAAGAGGAAGAAGAUCCGAAUGCUCCAAAAUUCAAUAAUGAAGCUGAAAGCAAAAUGACAUUACGAGAUUUGUUUCCGAAUUUAUAUGAUAAUAAUGAACCGAUGAAUCAGAACAAUAAUGAAGAAAUCAAAGAAUUAAUAAUAGAGACAGCAAAAAGAGAAGAUGCAUAUGAAGAUGAUGAUGAUGACCCACCUCCACCUGCUAUUUCACCUUCACCGGAAUAUUCUGGAAUGUAUUCUGAAAAUGAAGAUGAAGAGAUUAUGAGUGAAAUGCCCUUAUUAAAAAGAUGUGAUUCGCCUGAAAUUAUUAUGGGAAAUAUAAGGCCUCCAAAAAUGACAAAACGAAAAGCUAUAGAAAUGAUUUGUAAUGAAGAACAACCACUCAAAAAAAGACAAAGAAGGUAUGUAUUCGAAAAUAUUUGCAGCUUAAUCAGUUUCUUUUUUCCAGAAAUCUUCCUUAUGGAGUUUUCGAAGAAGAUCAAUCAGAUAAUGAAGAUGAUUAUGGUUAUGAAAGAAUACCAGAAGAAAUUCUGAAACAACCUCCAAAUAUUUAUACAAAAUUGAACGUAUCAGAUAAUUGCAAAUAUUCAUCCGGAUUGCAACCAUUUUUCCGGAUUGUACAUUGA
This is a messenger RNA of Caenorhabditis angaria, 2840 nucleotides long. NCBI's taxonomy places the organism in Eukaryota, Metazoa, Nematoda, Chromadorea, Rhabditida, Rhabditidae. The record is from the annotation of a GenBank genome assembly.